Molecule: messenger RNA, 342 nt
Organism: Rotaria socialis
Lineage: Eukaryota; Metazoa; Rotifera; Eurotatoria; Philodinida; Philodinidae
Source: the annotation of a GenBank genome assembly
AUGCAGACAAAAUUCAUUCUUAUCGUUGGUCUUCUAGCCAUCCUGUUCGUCUUUCAUUGUAACACUGUUGAAUCUGCAGUACAUUUAGAUAGUGAUGAACAAUUGGAUGAUUCAAGCUUAGAAGACUCGUAUGAAUUAGAUAAACGUCUCACUUCGGCUAAAUUUGCCAGUGGUCUUGGCAAACGAUUAACAUCAGCGAAAUUCGCUAGCGGUCUCGGCAAACGUUUAGUAUCAGCGAAAUUUGCCAGCGGUCUUGGAAAGCGUUUAACAUCAGCAAAAUUUGCAUCUGGUUUGGGUAAACGAUUAGCAUCAGCGAAAUUUGCAUCGGGAUUGGGCAAAUAG